AUGACAAAACCAGCCCAGCCAACUAAGAGACCUAAACCUAUACAAGAAGUUGCAGCAAUAGCAACCAAAAAAGCUAAGUCUGUUAAGGAAACUCCAAAAGUUUCUGCCAAGGGAGCAGCCAAACCCUCUAAGCAGGCUCAACCAGCUAAAGCGACCAAACCAUCGAAGGUUGUUGGCAAAGGAGUUCGGCUAGGUAAGGUAGCUGGAAAUUCUGUAAAGCAGGCAAAGCCAGCACAGCCUAUUAAAGCUACUAAACAACCACAGCAAACUGCUAAACCAGCAGCAAAACAGUCCCAGCCUAAAGAAGGUCAGGCACCAAAGGGUCAGCUUGCUAAACAGAGUCAAACUCCUAAGCAGGGUCAGGCUCAAAAACAAACUCAACCCCCAAAACAAGCCCUACUAGCUGCCAAGACACUGAAAUCAGCAGAGGCUGCAAAGCAGACGCAACCUGCUGCGCAGGCCCAGCCAGCGCAAAAUCACCCAAAUCAAUGCAAAGAGAGAUUCUUGGUGAGAUCCACCAAGGAUAUCUGCAAAUGGAAAAAUGCAAACUCCGAGCCAAGUCAGCUGUAUUUUGGGUAG
Messenger RNA from Octopus sinensis (East Asian common octopus), 579 nucleotides. Its product is annotated as histone H1-II-like. NCBI's taxonomy places the organism in Eukaryota, Metazoa, Mollusca, Cephalopoda, Octopoda, Octopodidae. The transcript has a single exon. The record is from RefSeq and is a predicted model, not a curated record. The coding region runs from base 1 to 579 and encodes 192 amino acids.